Molecule: messenger RNA, 3069 nt
Organism: Hemiscyllium ocellatum (epaulette shark)
Lineage: Eukaryota; Metazoa; Chordata; Chondrichthyes; Orectolobiformes; Hemiscylliidae
Product: trafficking kinesin-binding protein 1-like
Exons: 19
Coding region: 1-2748 (915 amino acids)
Biological process (GO): anterograde axonal transport of mitochondrion; neurogenesis; neurotrophin TRK receptor signaling pathway
Cellular component (GO): dendrite
Molecular function (GO): signaling receptor binding
Source: RefSeq, a predicted model, not a curated record
AUGUUCUCAGCAGCUCAGGGGGUCCAUGGGGAGAGAGACCGAGGCUGUGGAUAUGAAGGGUCUGGUCUUGGCCUGGUGAAUGGGAGAUCACCGCUGGGUAUAAUCCCUGACAAACUGGAGGGCCCAGCACAAACUGCAAGCUGCCCUCUGUCCACAUACCUGCAGCGAGCAGCCUUCACCAUUGGGCCUGACGAUGGAUACCUCAGCGAACAGCUGCCUGUCAAACACUUCCAAGAUGUGGGAACAAUUACUGAUGUGUGUUACAGUGACAAUGUACCAGAGGUGGAGAUCUUCAGUCUGUUGCAGGAGGGUUUGCCCAGGUACACGCUGCGGGCAGAUACUGUGUACGGUUACAGUCACGAUGACUGGUUAGAUACCCCCCUGGUGCCCCCUGACAUUAACAUCCGCCUCAGCCCGGAGCAGAUCGAAGAGACACUCAAGUAUUUCCUUCUGUGUGCAGAGAGGGUGGGCCAGGUGACAAAGACAUACCGUGACAUUGAAGCUGUCACACACUUGCUGGAGGAGAAAGAGCGAGAUCUGGAACUCGCAGCUCGGAUCGGACAAUCCCUGCUGAAACAGAACCGUAUCCUGACAGAGAACAACGAAAACCUGGAACAACAAAUCCAACAACUCAUCGAGGAGGUGACCCAGCUGAAACAUGAAGUGAGUAUGAGGGAUGACCUUCUCCAUUUCUACACCAACUGCCCGGAGGAGACUGAGGCUGAUUCAGCGUCCAGCAGCCCGCUGAGACGGAACGAGUCCUCGGUCUCUCUGCAGAGUUAUCUCCACCUGGAAUUCCUGCAACAGAAACUGCGCAACCUGGAAGACGAGAACCAGAAACUCAGACACAAGGCUGCUCAGUUAUCGACAGAAACAUUGGAAUAUGAGUGCAAGGAGGAGCAGUUGGUGUUAGACUGUGCCAAGGAACUGGAGGAGAGCAAUAACCAAUUGGCAGCUGUUUCUGAGGAGCUGUCACAGAAGGUGGAGGAUUCGGUGAAACAGCAGGAAGAGAUCAGCCUUCUCCUGGCCAGAGUUGUGGAACUCCAGCAGAAAUGUAAAAUGUGCACGACAGAAAAUGAAGAGCUAACUCAAUACCUUGUCGCAGCAAGAGAUACUCAGGAGCAAUUAAAGACUGAGGUGCAGUACCUGCGGGAGAAAUAUUCCCAGUGUGAUGCGAUGCUGCAUGAAGCCCAAGAGGAGAUGAAGAAUUUGAGGAACAAGACUGCUCCAAACAGCUCCAUCAACCGGUACCACACUGUACCCGUCUAUCCCAUGGACUCUCUGGCUGCUGAAAUCGAAGGAACAAUGCGAAAAGGCUUAUACAUUGACACUGCUGCAUCUCUGGAGAACAGUAACUACAACCGAAGGGUCUUUGAGACAGUCCGGGCAGUCAACCAGGCAGUGAAGCUGAAAUCUCGCUCCCAAUCGCCUCAGAACAUUCCAGGCUCCAGCCCAUCGUCCACGGGACAGCCAGGCUCCAGCCACAUCAGCAGUCCCCACACCAGCUUGUACGAGUCCAAUCCAUCCAGCAAUGGGCUGGAUGACAAACUGCAAACCCUGAACCUGGAGAACGACAACACUCUCCUCGGAGGGGAGGAUGGAGAGCGGAAACCCGGGACACCAGGGACUCCGGGAUGUCGGGAUUUACAGGCAGCUCUGCAGCGGCUGUCUCUGAGGCAACAGGCUUCAUCAGAGAAAACUCUGUUCGAUCAGGACCGCGAGCAGAAACUGAACACCCUGGCAGAUGAGGAGACUCUGUCUAGUGGCUUGGUCACUCCAGCAGAGAGUGUCCUAUCAACAGGCACCAACUAUUCCGGAAGCUCAGGAAUGACCGGAUUUUCAGGCUUUUCUGUGAGUUCCCGACCCAACUUCCCGGAUAAACUGAAAAUUGUGAAGCCAUUGGAAGGUUCAGUGACCCUCUAUCAGUGGCAGCAGCUUGCACAGCCGAACCUCGGGGGGAUCCUGCAGCCCCGCCCUGGGGUCCUCACCAAAGAUUUUCGGCAACUAGACAUUGACACGGGGGAGGUGUACAACCUGAACGACUUUGAAGAAGAUGAGACAGACCAAUACCAAUCCUCAAACCGCUUGCCUGACACUCAAUCCACCUACACCAUCACUACUUGCCGUAUUAUGCAUCCAUCGGAUGAGUUAACCACAGUGACACUGAGUUUACAUCACACCCCUACUCCCUCAUGUGCCAGUGCUGGCAAGUUGAGAUCUAUCUCAUCUGACGCAACUCGCUGCAGUCCACAGCGUAAACGUUACGUAUCCGAGUCUGCCACUAACCUGAGAGAGCACACCACCACAAUGAGCACCUCACUCGGGUUAGUGACAUUGUUAAAGGAACACGGGAUCUCAGCAGCCAUGUAUGACCUGAUGUGUAAUGAUGAAGACGGUGUCGUGGACGACACUGCCACUGUUCAGCAGCACUCCGACGGAACCCUGCCCAGCUUCCCAAGCUCUGAACCACCUCUGCUCUCCCUCUCAAAGCCCCCGUUUGACCUGAGCCAUACUAGCCCACCUCAGAAACCCUUCCUCACCUCGAGUUUGGCCAGGUCAAUGCUCAACAGGAUGAACAGUUCCGAGGAUGGAAGGAGCCCGAGUGACACCAGGAACCAAAGAAACAUCUUCAGCUUGAACCUGGUGGAGAAACUGAAACGACUUGGUUUAGACAAAGUGGUGGCCAGAGGAAUGGUCAACGCUGAGAGCAAAAGGUUGACACGCCUUACACGAAGGUUCAGCACGUGAGAAACGGCAACAGCAAAGUGUCCCCUUCGUCAGGGUGGUGACGCUGGGAGUCCAUUCUUAAUGAUCAGUGUGGAUGGGUCCCUUUCUCCCCAUGACCUCUCCCCUCUGACCCAUGACCCCUCACAAACCUCAUUCUUCCCUUUUCCUACCUGCUCUCUGUUUAAAAACUGAACCUGGUCAUUACCCUCUGCAAUACUUGCCAUCAGUCAGCACAAGGCCCAUUCCACCUUCUUUCAGUUUUUUGUGCAUUAUGCACACUGGGUUGGUUGAUUCACAAGGAAGUUAUCUGUUAACUGUUCAAUAAUAACCAAUGACCGCAUG